Molecule: messenger RNA, 2150 nt
Organism: Arachis duranensis
Lineage: Eukaryota; Viridiplantae; Streptophyta; Magnoliopsida; Fabales; Fabaceae
Exons: 13
Coding region: 46-1740 (564 amino acids)
Source: RefSeq, a predicted model, not a curated record
AGGAAAAAAAAACCGAACAGAAACGAGACGGCGUUCUCUUGGCACAUGCUUGCAGCUAUGGCUGAUGCUGCAGCUGUAGAGUGUUGUGGUACGCAAUAUUCAUGCGACACAGCGAGCAACACCCUCUCAUGGAUCAACGCCAUCGUCGACUUCAUCGCCCCUUUCAACUCUUUAAUUAAUGCCCACGUCGUCAAUUUCUUCACGGAUAGGCUGUGGGAGAAUGUUGACAAGGAAUGGAUGGAUUGUCUCCGCAGAGAACCUGUUCAGAAUCUUCUCUUGAUACCAUCUGGAGUGGUGCAGGACUACUGGCCAGCUUCUUUGAAGCAAUUCAUCCUAAAGUUAAGGGCUUUAGCACUUUGUCAAGAACAAGUAGAUGUAAACACAGCAUUACCUGGUCCGUAUAUUACUUCACUUAACACUGUUCUUGCUCAAGGCAUGAACGUGAAGAAAAAACAUGAAGUAGAAAUACUUUCGGCUGUUGUAAGCACAGUCGCCAAUAAUGUUAGAGCUGAUGCUGUUAUUGAUGUUGGUGCUGGUCAGGGUUAUCUUGCACAAGUGCUUGCCUUUCAAUAUCAGCAUCCUGUCAUUGCGAUUGAUGCAUGUUCUCAUCAUGGAAGUGUUACUGAUGCACGUGCAGAACGAAUUAAAAAGCACUAUGUGUCACAGAUGUUAAAAUCUGGAUCAGGCAUGUGGAGUUUGAAUGUUCCAAAGACAAUCACAUGUCAUGUAUUGUCAAUUGAUACAUUGAAAACUUUGGUUGAAGCAUCUUUGCCUGUAGAUGAUGCUUUGCAAUCCACAUCAAUGGGGAACCAAAACAAAGAUCAAGGGAAAAUAUGUUGGUCCGGUAAUGCAAAGAGAAAACCUUCGACUGUUCUUGCUGGGCUUCAUGCCUGUGGUGACCUUUCAGUGACUAUGCUGAAGACUUUCAUAGAGUGCCAAGAUGUUAAAGCUGUUGUUAGUCUUGGUUGCUGUUACAAUUUAUUGUCAGAAGGAAGUGCUAAGGAUGGUGAAUCUGAAUUUGGGUUUCCAAUGAGUCAUGCUGUAAGAUCUGCGGGUUUAUCACUUGCAAAAAAUGUGCGUGAUCUUGCUUGUCAGAGUGCAGAUAGAUGGAGGAGCUUGGAUAUGCAUGCCGGAAUUCAUAACUUUGAGUUGCAUGCUUUUCGUGCCGCAUUUCAAAUGGUUCUUUGUAAAUAUUAUCCAGAUUUCACAAUAAACACUCCUUCAAUUGGCCGUAAAGGGAAGGCUCUGCGUCGGAGACAUCAAAGGAGAUCUGCAGAGUCCCAUCUGCAUCUUAAAGGAAGUACUGGUCUCCUGAGGCAAGAUUUUCUGCCUGUAGUUUCCACGGAAUCUGAAGCCGACGAGAUUUUGGCCCCUCCAAUAGAAGUACAAGCUGGGUGUGGAGGGACUAAAUCCCGCGACACAUUUUUACAUUUUGAGAACUUCUGCCACUCUGGAUUGUCUCAUCUUGGUAUUAAGCUUUCAAAUGAUGUAAACCUUAAAGGCAUAUGGAAGGAAGCAGAACCAUUUUUGGACCUUAUAGGACCCUUUUGGUCACUCAGGGCUUCUCUUGGACCUCUUUUGGAAACUCUGAUUCUGCUUGACAGACUACUGUUUCUUCAAGAGCAAGAUAGCACAGUGGAAGCCUACUUGUUACCCAUUUUUGACCCAAUGAUAUCUCCAAGAAAUGUGGCCGUAAUUGCAAAAAAGACUGACAAACAUUUAAGAUCCUCCUGUUAUUGAAAGCUUUUAUAAAGGUAAGGAAGCAUGAACAUGAAGCAAGCUUACUGACUGGCAUCAAAAAGGUUUUUGAGAUUUAUAUUGAAAAUUAAAAAUGUUGUACUAGUUGUUCUUUAUUAGAUAUUUUUCAUUCACUUAAACCAUAGAGAGUACUAGUAGAAUAAGGUUGUGUUGUUGUAAAUGAUAUACCGUACUAGUAUUGCUUCAUCAACACUUCGCUGCCGAACGGACUUGUGAUUUCUGUAGAACUUCUCAACCUCAGUUAAGAGGAUGAAAUAGUGCCAAAAUGGUACUUCCAUUGCUCAAUCCCAUUUGCUUCCCUUGUAACAACUUUUCAGCUGGUUUAUUUGUAAGAAUUGUUAUGUGGUUUGAAUCUUAAUAUAUUUUUACAUUUUUUUUUCUUGUAUGAAUAA